Molecule: messenger RNA, 426 nt
Organism: Porites evermanni
Lineage: Eukaryota; Metazoa; Cnidaria; Anthozoa; Scleractinia; Poritidae
Source: the annotation of a GenBank genome assembly
AUGGAAAACCAUGAAGACAUUACUUCAUCAUAUAUCACCACUUGCGUUUUGAACGCUUUCUUAUCAUACAGUGCUGUAAUGUUAAACUGUUUGACGAUCUACGCCUUAACAAAACUCUCAUCAUUAUUAAGACCUUUAAAAACCCUGCUCUUAAGUCUGGCUGUUUCUGAUCUGGGUGUGGGUUUGAUGGUGCAGCCUUCGUACAUUGCGACUCUCGUCAUGGAAAUGGAGCGAAAAACUGAAAACAAUCCAGCCUAUAACAUAGUCUUCAAAUUCUACGCCUUCACGGUGAAUUUGUUUGGUUAUGCGUCUUUCUUUGGAGUGACUUUUUUAAGUUUAGAUGGAUUCAUCGCUGUGUGCUUAUUUCUCAGAUACCAAGAACUUGUGACCCACAAACGUGUUGUCGCUGUAAUGGUUUCAAAGUGA